Molecule: messenger RNA, 1065 nt
Organism: Brettanomyces bruxellensis
Lineage: Eukaryota; Fungi; Ascomycota; Pichiomycetes; Pichiales; Pichiaceae
Exons: 2
Coding region: 1-1065 (354 amino acids)
Source: RefSeq, a predicted model, not a curated record
AUGCCGUUUCUCCAGAUUAAAUUCAACCAGAACCUGAUAUUUUGCCUCUUAUCUCGCUCCAGAAAUAAGAAAAAAACAAGAAAACCAAACAAAUCGUCUUCACCAAGCCGAAAAGAGCGUCACACGCACCAUUUAUCCCCUGCUAAAUCAGUUGCAUCCUUAUACAGAUCAACAAGUAAAUUAGCAAGAAGUAGAAGCAGAUCAAGUUCUCAAGCAACCGCCGUUCCUUCUACAAGUACAAUUGCAACUUCUCAAACAGCCCUUUCUGGCACUGAAACCGCUAUAAAGGAAACUCACAAGCAAGAAAAGAAUACAGAAAGUACCCCCCAAAGGUCAAGCUCUGUUCAUUUUUCUGAAGACCAAACUCCUGUUUCCGAAACAUCUACAGCCGUUGAAUCUUCAAGUUUAUCUAACGAUCUUAACGAUAGCCCAUUAAAAGGUAAAUCCAGCAAAUCGUCUCAAGUAUCUAAACUACCACUACUCGAUCCAUUUCCAACUGUUUCUGUACAAAUUUCCAGUUCAGCAAAAAUAGUCGAACCAACAAACCUAGAAAAUUCAGAUAUGUCUACACCAGUCGAAAAGAGUAUCAAUACGGCAGCAAGUAAAGUCGAGAAGGCCACUUCUCCUUCGAAAACCGAAGCAUUGAAAGAUAAGGCCAAGAAGGCUUCCAGCUCCAUAAAGGAGAAUGCUUCGAAGGCUUCUGACACAAUUAAAGAGAAUGCAUCAAAGGCUUCCGGCGCUAUCAAGGAGAAUGCUUCGAAAGCAUCUAAAGAGGCCGAUAACUUCUUUAAGAAGAUUAUAUCUGCCGUUACAGGUGGACUUUCCUCCGUUGCUUCAACAACUGAAUCAGUUGUUUUGAACUACCCAGUUGCCACAUCCAAUUUCACAGCAAUCUUGUCUGCUGGUUUGACCACUCUUCUUUUCCAGAAAACUUGCCCUAAGUACACACCAAAGUGCCCAACCAAGCACUUGUACGGUGGAGUUUUCUCCAUUGUCGCCUCUACUUUGGCCAUCGUGGACUCGUUUGCUAUCUACUACAAUCAUAAGAAGCAACUUACAAAUUAG